AUGGGCGAUAUGGACCCUCAUAUUUUCGCAGUUGCAGAAGAAGCAUAUAAGCAAAUGGCCAGGGAUGAGAAGAACCAGUCCAUUAUCGUUAGUGGGGAAUCCGGUGCGGGCAAAACUGUCUCGGCCAAAUACGCCAUGCGGUUCUUCGCAUCAGUUGGAGGCUCCUCCAGUGAGUCCAACGUUGAAGAGAAGGUCCUGGCUUCCAGUCCUAUCAUGGAGGCAAUCGGCAAUGCGAAAACAACUCGGAAUGACAAUAGCAGCCGUUUUGGGAAAUACAUUCAGAUCGGCUUUGAUAAAAGAUACCGAAUCAUUGGUGCCAACAUGAGGACGUACCUGCUUGAGAAAUCAAGAGUUGUAUUCCAGGCAGCCGAUGAGCGGAACUACCACAUUUUCUACCAGCUGUGUGCCUCUGCGGCUCUCCCAGAACUGAAGGAUCUCUCACUAGUGGAUGCCAAAGACUUUUUCUACACGUCUUUGGGGGGAGACACAUCCCUUGAAGGAGUUGAUGACGCCGAGGAUUUUGAGAAGACGAGGCAAGCCUUCGCCCUGCUUGGAGUAAAGGAGUCCUAUCAGAUGACCAUUUUUAAAAUACUCGCUGCCAUCCUGCACCUUGGAAACGUGGACUUUCGUUCUGAACGUGAUGGAGAAUCCUGCAGCAUAACGAACCAAGAUGAACACCUGCAUCAUUUUUGCAGAUUGCUGGGGGUGGAGCACAGCCAGAUGGAGCACUGGCUCUGCCAUCGGAAGCUGGUCACCACUUCGGAAACCUACACCAAGAACAUGUCCCUCCAGCAGGCCGUCAACGCCAGGAAUGCGCUGGCCAAGCACAUCUACGCCCAGCUGUUCAGCUGGAUUGUGCAGCACAUCAACAAGGCCUUGCACACGACGGUCAAGCAGCAUUCCUUCAUUGGCGUGCUGGACAUCUAUGGGUUUGAAACCUUUGAAUAUAAUAGCUUUGAACAAUUCUGCAUCAAUUACGCCAAUGAAAAAUUACAGCAGCAAUUCAAUUCGCAUGUCUUUAAGUUGGAACAAGAUGAGUACAUGAAGGAGGAAAUUCCUUGGACCCUCAUUGACUUUUAUGACAAUCAGCCAUGCAUAGACCUUAUAGAAGCUAAGCUGGGCAUCCUGGACCUGCUGGAUGAAGAAUGUAAGGUCCCUAAAGGGACAGACGAGAACUGGGCUCAGAAACUCUAUGAUCGCCACGGAAGCAGUCAGCAUUUCCAGAAGCCUCGCAUGUCGAACAUGGCAUUCAUUAUUGUGCACUUUGCAGAUAAGGUGGAAUAUUAUUGUGAGGGCUUUUUGGAAAAAAACAGAGACACAGUCCACGAAGAACAGAUCAAUAUUCUGAAGGCCGGCAAGUACCCAGCCAUUGUGGAGUUGUUCCAUGACGAAAAGGACCCUGCUCCAGCUGCUCCUUCUGGGAAAAAAACGUCUUCCAAAAUCAAUAUCCGCUCCGCCCGUCCAACUGUGAAAGCAACCAACAAAGAGCACAAGAAAACAGUGGGGACCCAGUUUCGUAAUUCUUUGCACCUGUUGAUGGAGACCCUGAAUGCUACCACUCCCCAUUAUGUUCGGUGUAUCAAGCCCAACGAUGAGAAGCUGCCUUUCAGCUUCGAUCCAAAGAGAGCAGUGCAGCAACUUAGAGCUUGUGGAGUGCUGGAGACCAUCCGGAUCAGCGCAGCCGGCUACCCAUCCAGGUGGACCUACCAUGACUUCUUGAAUCGGUAUCGAGUGCUCAUGAAAGACAAAAGUAUUUCGAAAAAGAAAGACAAGACACUGAUUUGUAAGACGUUGUUGGAAAGCCUAAUUAAGGAUCCUGACCAGUUUCAGUUUGGACGUACAAAGAUCUUUUUCCGUGCUGGCCAGGUGGCCUACUUGGAAAAAUUGCGGGCAGAUAAGUUCCGGGCUGCCACCAUCAUGAUACAGAAGACGAUGCGCGGCUGGAUGCAGAGAAGAAAAUACAGGAAAACCAGGGAGGCAGCUUUAAGUAUCCAGAGGUUCACCCGAGGAUAUCUGGCACGCAGAUUGGCUGAUCAUCUAAGGAAAACAAAAGCGGCCGUUAUUUUCCAGAAACAAUAUCGAAUGUUAAGGAUACGCCGGGCCUACAAAACCAUCCGUCAAGCAGCUAUCACGAUCCAGUCCUUCACCCGAGGAAUGUUCGUUAGGAAGAACUAUCAAAAGAUACUUAUGGAGUACAAGGCCGUCAUCCUCCAGAAACACACUCGAGCUUGGCUGGCUCGGAAGAAUCUCUGCAAGUUCAGAUGUGCAGCUGUGGUGAUCCAGUGCUACUUCAGGCGCAUGAAAGCCAAGCGGGAGCUGAAAGCUCUGAAGAUAGAAGCCCGGUCGGCAGAGCACCUGAAGAGGCUCAAUGUCGGCAUGGAGAACAAAGUUGUGCAACUACAGAGAAAGAUAGAUGAACAGCACAAAGAAUACAAGUCUCUCAGUGGGCAGCUCUCCACGGCAGCCGUUGCUCAUGGCACAGAGAUUGAGAGGCUGAGGAAGGAACUGGAGCACCAUCGACAGAAGAAGGGGGACAGGAAUCAGCUCGUGAGCCUGCAGGAGGAAAUCGACUCCCUCCGGCUGGCCCUGGAGAAGGCUCACGGGGAGCGGAAGAUCGUGGAAGAUACCUACGCCAAGGAGAAGCAGGUGCUCCAAAAGAAGAUAUCUGACUUGGAGGAAGAGAAUGUCCUUCUGAAGGAAGAAAAAGAGGCACUGAACAACAAAAUCUUGGGUCACUCAGAAGAUGAAUUUGCCAAAAACGCGCUUGAAGAAAACCUGAUGAAGAAGGAGCUUGACGAGGAGAGAGUCCGUUACCAGCACCUUGUGCAGGAAUAUUCCAGGCUGGAGCAGAGAUACGACAAUCUCAGCGAGGAGAUGGCUCUCAUCAAGCAAAGUCCAGGGCACCGAAGGAACCCCUCAAACCAAAGCAGCUUGGAGUCGGAUUCCAACUACCCAUCCAUUUCCACAUCUGAAAUAGGAGACACGGAAGAUGCGAUACAGCAGAUAGAGGAAGUUGGCUUGGAGAAGGCAGCCAUGGACAUGAGCCUCUUCCUGAAACUUCAGAAGAGAGUGCGGGAACUUGAACAGGAGAGGAGGAAAUUGAAGACCCAGCUGGAAAAGAAAGAGAACGAAAGCAAGAAGUCUCAGGUAAUUGAAACGAAGAACGAAAUGGAUUUGGACCGAGAUACAGAUCUAGCAUACAACAGUCUGAAGGAAUCAAGCCUGAGCACGCAAACCAGCUGGCCCAAUAGUGACAAGCAUAUGGACCCAGAAGAUGCCAUCGAGGCCUACCACGGAAUGUGUGAAACGAAUCGGCUCCUCGAGGCUCAGCUCCAGGACCAGAGAAGGGAGUACGAAGAAGAAAUAGAGGUCCUGAAGGACCAGAUGGAGACCCUGAAGGAGGCGUUGGAGAAACAGCACGAACUCUUCCUCCAGACACUCCAGCUGUCGCCAGAAGCCCAGGUGGAGUUCGGCAUCCAGCAGGAAAUCUCCCGGCUGACCAGCGAAAACCUGGACCUGAAAGAGAUGCUGGAGAAACUAGAAAAGAAUGAGAAGAAGCUGAAGAAGCAGCUCAGGAUUUAUAUGAAGAAAGUGCAGGAUUACGAAGCUGAUCAAACCACUACACCGUCUGAAAAACGGAAACACGAACUCAGUCGGCACGUUGCCGUCCAAAGGAAGGAAAAAGACUUCCAGGGGAUGUUAGAAUAUUAUGAAGAAGAGGAGCCUUCGCUCAUAAAAAAUCUCAUUACAGAUCUGAAGCCCCAAACGGUAUCCGCCACCGUGCCCUGCUUGCCCGCCUACAUCCUUUUUAUGUGCAUCAGACACGCCGAUUACAUUAAUGAUGAUCAAAAAGUGCACUCGUUGCUUACCUCCACUAUUAACGGCAUUAAAAAAGUAUUAAAGAAACACAACGAGGACUUUGAGAUGACGUCAUUCUGGCUGUCCAACACGAGUCGCCUUCUCCAUUGUCUGAAGCAAUACAGCGGCGAUACGGGUUUCAUGACUCAAAAUACCCCAAAGCAGAAUGAGCAUUGCCUGAAGAACUUUGACCUCGCCGAGUACCGCCAGGUCCUGAGUGACCUCUCCAUCCAGAUCUACCAGCAGCUCAUCAAGAUUGCCGAAGGCGUCUUGCAGCCCAUGAUAGUGACGGCGGUGCUGGAGAACGAAAGCAUCCAGGGGCUGUCGGGGGUGAAGCCGAUGGGCUACCGGAAGCGGAGCUCCAGCAGGGGGGACAGUGAGAACGCCUACAGCUUGGAGGCCAUCCUCCGCCAGCUGAACACGUUUCUCAGCGUCAUGUACGACCAGGGCCUGGACCCGGAGAUCGUCCAGCAGGCCAUCAAGCAGCUCUUCUACAUGAUCAACGCCGUGGCCCUGAACAACCUCCUGCUCAGGAAGGACGUCUGCUCCUGGAGCACCGGCAUGCAGAUGCGGUUUAACAUCAGCCAACUGGAGGAGUGGUUGAGAGGGAAGAACCUGCAGCCAAGUGGGGCUGCCAAGACCCUGGAGCCCCUGAUCCAGGCAGCCCAGCUCCUGCAGCUGAAAAAGAAGACCCCUGAGGACGGGGAGGCCAUCUGCUCCCUGUGCACGUCCCUCACCACCCAGCAGAUUGUAAAAAUACUAAAUCUUUACACUCCUGUGAACGAGUUUGAAGAGCGAGUGACAGUAACCUUCAUAAGAAACAUUCAGGCCCAGCUGCAAGAGCGGAACGACCCUCCACAGCUGCUCUUAGACUUCAAGUUCAUGUUCCCCGUUUUGUUUCCGUUCAACCCUUCGUCUCUGACCAUGGACUCUAUCCACAUCCCAGCUUCCCUUAACCUGGGAUUCCUUAACCGAGUUUGAAGACUACAAUAUAUA
Protobothrops mucrosquamatus (brown spotted pit viper) is the source of this 4854-nucleotide messenger RNA. RefSeq names its product myosin VB (gene MYO5B). Gene Ontology annotation, molecular function: actin filament binding; ATP binding; microfilament motor activity. The record is from RefSeq and is a predicted model, not a curated record. Gene Ontology annotation, biological process: vesicle transport along actin filament; actin filament organization. Gene Ontology annotation, cellular component: cytoplasm; vesicle; myosin complex. The transcript is spliced from 35 exons. The coding region runs from base 1 to 4839 and encodes 1612 amino acids. Lineage: Eukaryota; Metazoa; Chordata; Lepidosauria; Squamata; Viperidae.